AAUCACAUCAGCUGAUCACACUGUACUUUGGUGGCAGGGGCAUUCCACAAUACACCACCACAUUCUGCUGUCAGCAGCAGCUGCGAGCAGCAAGUUGUCUGGCAGCUGACUGGCCUGACCUGACACAGCAUAGCGAGCGUAGCGUCGUUGAGAGGGUUCAGUAAUUCCAUGUCGAUUUUGAGGCCCACCGACGCUCUGCAUAUCAUUCGGAACAUCUUGGAGAAUUUUAACAAGUGCUUUUAUUGAGCCAAAGUGAAUAUUUCAAUUCGUUAGUGAUGAAAACGAAGGUACUCGUAGCAUGUUUGUGUGUGGGGGCUGCACUGUGUUGUGUGACAAUAGAAGCUAGCGAAAAGAAGUACAAACCAAUUUUUAUCAUACAUGGAAUUCUGUCAGGGAAUGAAAGUAUGGUGGAAAUGGCCAAAAAAAUUGAAUUGGAGCAUCCUGGAACAGAAAUACAAGUUACGGGAAGGUUUGGUGGAUGGUCUAGUCUAGAACCAAUGUGGCAUCAAGUUCUUGAAAUUGGAAAAGAUUUGAUGCAGUUUGCUGCAUCACAUCCUGAAGGAAUUCAUCUCAUUGGAUAUUCACAAGGUGGACUUAUUGCAAGAGCUAUUCUGCAACAGUUUCCAAAUCACAAUGUUAAAACAUUCAUUUCUCUUAGCUCCCCUCAAGCUGGACAAUAUGGAACUGAAUUUUUACAUUUGAUUUUUCCAACUUUGGUGAGGAAAACAGCAUAUGAGCUAUUUUAUUCUGCAGUGGGGCAACACACUUCAGUUGGAAACUAUUGGAAUGAUCCUCACGAGCAGCAACUCUUUUAUAAUUAUAGCAGAUUUCUGCCAUAUGUCAAUAAUGAAUUGCUCUCAAGCCGGAGCGAAGUAUACAAACAUGGAUUAAUUAAACUGGAACGUCUUAUCCUUAUUGGUGGACCUGAUGAUGGCGUCAUUACUCCUUGGCAAUCCAGUCAUUUUGGAUAUUAUAAUGAAAAAGAAGAAGUUAUUGACAUGCGACAGAGAGAAACGUAUAAAGAAGAUUUAUGUGGUUUGAAAACUCUUGAUUUAAAUGGGAAACUAACUUUAGUAGAACUUAGUGGGGUAUCUCAUUUGCAUUGGCACACCAAUGCCACAGUUUUAGAAAAAUUCAUUUUACCUUUUCUUGAUUAAUAUUUUUAAUUGAAAAGAUUAGGGGAAUUAUUACAUAUCUCAAAGCUCAAGUUUUGCAGUGAAAAUUCAUUAGAAACAUUAAAAGUUAUUUUCUUGCUUUUUAAUAAAGCUUUACUGAAUUUUUCUGUAAUACAACACACAUAGUGCUUCUAUUUGCAAGUACAUUCUGCGAUGUAAGAUAUAUAUUUUUGAAUUGGCUUCCAUUAUUCAUUGAUCUUACAACCAAAUGAAAAUGAUGAGAGUUAUUGAGCAAAUUAGAAAUACACUAUUAUCUUUGGCCAAAGUGUUAUUUGUUUUAAGAAUUCAUUGACAUUAAAUGUAUAAAAUAUUGAGCCAGGAAAAUGUGCAGGUGUUUAUUAGGAUAAACAUCUUAAAGUUUCUAAGGUACAAAAAAAGCAUGCUCAGGGUAUGACAACCGACAGAUAUUUUUAAUAUGCUUGUUUUUUUCAAGCAACCUUUCAAUAAUGUUGUUUUAUGUUCUUUAAUUUAUGCAUUUUUUGUUCUACUCUCAGUUAGUUUUAUGAAGUUCUUCUGAUCGAGGAAUGUGAUGGAAAGGAGUUUAAAUUUUAUUGUUAAAUAGGUAAUGGUCAUCUGUUGUCUCUUCAUUUUUACAUUGCAGAGCUCAACUGUGAAGCAGCUGAAAUUCUUAAAUGUUUUGUUCUUUAUAUUUAUUUUCAAUUCUCCUUUUCGUUUGUUCAGAGAACAAAUCUCCAUUGAAAAAAUCAGGUUGCAGUGUAAUCUAAGCAACAGCAACUUCUACUGCUUUUAAAUACAUAUAAAAGAAAUUAGCAAGGUAGUUGAGAACACUAAACUCUUAAAGUGUUAUGUUUUCUUUGUUCUCUGGGAAGACUGUUAAUGUGUCAUUGCACUUCAGGGUACAGGGCAGUUAGCAUCUGAUAUUAGUACUUUUGUAUCUACCUAUUUUUGAAUUGAAGUCUUGAAAUAAAAAAGGAUGCAAGUGCCUAUUUCAUCCUUUCCAGAAAAAGGAGUUUAUAUAUACGUUAAACUUAUUGGCACAUGCAACUCUUGCCAUUUACAAUCACCCUGUAACACUACCACCAAAUGUGUCGAAACUUUGAUUCUUAUUUAUGUUAUAGAGACUGAUUCAUUCAUUAUUCUGAUAAAAAUAUAAAUUAAACAGAAACGGCAGUUGCAUCAUUUCUUUAUUUCAGGUCUUCAAUUAAUUACACCCUUUGUUUUGUUAAAUUGUACAUUCAUCUUCUUUAUUUAUCUUUUUGGUAAUAAUUGUCACUUUUCUUACAUUAAGUUUUACUUCUUCUUUACCAUACAUUUCAUUGCAGUUCCAAAAUUUCUUUUAUUAUACAAAUUCAUUUUUAAAAACCUUUUAAAAUUAUUUUGUUAUCACAUCAGAAAAUGUUGAAGUUUCAAGUGCAUAUUAUUUAUAUUAUUUUUACAUUGAGAAACGUUUUCAAUAUUCUUUCAAAUCGAUUUUGUUUGUUGUGAUAAGUAAAUGUAACUAAAUGUGGUUAUACUUGUGAUUUCAAUUUGAAAGAAUUCAAAUUUGAAAUCUAAAUUUUAUUUCUCACUGUGACAGGUCUAAUCAAAUUUCUUUAUUACAAUGAAUUCUUGAAUGAACGAAAUGAGAAAAUGUGCUUUUAUUUAUCUUUUAGAGUAAAACAUGUGUUCAAAAAGUGACAUAUUGCUCAUUUUGGUAGCUAUAAAUUAGAUAAUUAUUGGAACCUUAAAUAGUAAAUGAUAUUUUCACUGCAAAACCAAAGGUGUACAUAGGUACUAUUUUAUAUAUUGUUUCCUUGACAGCUCGAAACCAUAAAGGACAGUUUUGCCCUAAAAAAGUAUGAUAUUAUAAGUUCUCUUUGAAGUCAGGGUGUUAUCUCCUAUUGGAGAAGACAUCUAAGUAAAUGUAUGGUAUAUUCACAUUGUUUCCGCAUUCAUUUAAAUGUUCUAUUGUAAGAAUUAUAUUAAAAAUUUGUUGUCUUAGUAUCUGUUAAUUAAGAUAAUGCUUGUGAUUAAGAAAUUAUUUUUGUAGAAAUCUCUGUGUGUUUUGUAAAGUACAUUGUGGUGGUUCAGUGUAGUAAUACAUUGUUCCAACUGGUUAAGUCAAAAUCUCUCUCAACCACUUUCAUUGUUUCAAGUGAAGUAACUGAUGUAUUGAUAUUAGGCUACUUGGUCUGAACAUAUGUGUGUCUGGUAAGUUUUAUAUAAAUUCUGAUAUUUGUGUGCAUUUAAAUAAAAUAUUCAUUCCUAUGAGUUUGAUAGUAUGUGCAUUUGAUAAUAAAUGGAUUUGAUAUGACAUUAUAUUAUACACCAUCAUGAAACUUUUGAGAAAUUAAGGUCAUUUAGAUCAUAAUUAUUCACAACGAUAAUUUUAUGACAUUUUAUUUGAUUUUUUGUGGUGUUGAACUCUUAUUUUCUUCUCAAAUCUUCAUAACAAAAGUAGUGCCAAACAAUGUUUUUGAAAUAUUUUCUGGUGUUGUAUUUCAUUUUGUACAAGAUAAUAGUAUAUAUUUCUGUAAUGUGUGAUAUCGAAGUAGUGUAAUAAAUCACUCGAUGACCUAUAUUUAAGAAUUAAUUGUUUUCUUCGUUAU
This is a messenger RNA of Gryllus bimaculatus (two-spotted cricket), 3724 nucleotides long. The record is from the annotation of a GenBank genome assembly. NCBI's taxonomy places the organism in Eukaryota, Metazoa, Arthropoda, Insecta, Orthoptera, Gryllidae.